Caenorhabditis auriculariae is the source of this 4729-nucleotide messenger RNA. Lineage: Eukaryota; Metazoa; Nematoda; Chromadorea; Rhabditida; Rhabditidae. The record is from the annotation of a GenBank genome assembly.
AUGCUGCACCAGUUCGGUCGCCGGGCUAUUGGCAUCUCGAUGGUGGCCGCCGUUGGGUCGACCCUUGCCUUCUUCUUCGGCUACGUGCAGCCCCGCCAUGAGAAAUACGAAAGAUUUUUCGCGUGAGUUUUAUUUUUUAUUUUUGUAGAGUUUUUGAUGAACGUCUUUCCACGGGAUACAUUAUUUUACGGAAUUAAAACUGGUAAUAGGGAUGGUUUUACUUGAAAAGUUCCGUUUCUCGAUAUGCGGUUUUUUUUAAAUUUUUUAUUAAGCUUCUCUAGCUCUGAUUCAAAGCAUCUGAGUCCUAAAUUUGCCCUUUUAUGGAUGAUUUUUCAAUGAUGUUUCUUUAGUUCGCUUCAAUUUCGUAUUUUGUCGGUUUGAACAUCGAAGUGGAUUUCAAAACAUUCCGAAGAAUAAGUUUAAAGUUGACAAUCUAAAUCUUCAUCAGAUAAUUCAGAUUUUCCAACCUUCCUUAAAAUUUUUUUUUUUUGGAAUGUUGAGUAAGAACUACUUUUGCCAGUCGUUUUAACAUUAGAAAAUCUUUAUUUUGUUCUUUUUUCUGCCAAUCUAAAUAGUUUUCUAUCUGAAGAGUACACGGUUUUCGACAUGAAUGAAUCUAUGACCGUUUUUUCAGCAACUACGACCCGUACACGCGGAUGAAGGAGAUUUGCGCCUCGAACAAGGGCUACAUGCACACUUGCCCGCAAGAACUCGCGAAGCUUUACGAGGAGAAGGGAAUCGCCGUCGCCGACAAGUAAAAUCUCCUUCUUAGCCUUUAGUAUGUGUCCUUCAAAGUUUGGUACUUGUUCAUACCGAUUAUAAAUUCUUUUAUUUAUUUUGAGUUCCUCCCGAAGCAGUUUAUUUGAAGAGAAUCGUUGCGAAAAGACGUGAUUCGAGUUUAUGAAUGAUAAAUUUUUCAAGGUAUACUUUCGGUUUCAAAGUUUACAGUUUCAUAAAUACCCUGAAGUCUUAUAGUUUUAAAUAUUCUAGCAAUAUUUUAAAUAUGGAUUUUUUCAAACAAGAAAACUUUUUUUGUGCUCGUUUGAAUUUUUUUGAUGAAAGUUUUUUUGAGCAAUAAUUUAAGACUUCUUAGUUUUUAGAAGAAAAAAAGGAUAUUUCUAGCUUUAUCGAAUUUGGUACAGUGUAGUUUUGCAGAAAGGUGAACGGGCGGAUCUGUCACAGAAAAAGGCUUUUUUUAUUUUUUUAAAGCCUUUUUCGAUACCUUUUAAAUAAUGAUUAUUGAUAAGAGCCGAGGCUAUUUGAAUUUCAUUGGAGACUUUUAAAUUACUUUCAAACUUGUACUACCUCGUCGGUUUUUUUUUUUCUGAAAACUGAAAAGUAUCGUUUUUUUGUCAUUUGUUUUUCUCUUGGUUGAGGAAGAUUCAAUCAAGAACGUCGCAUUUCAAUAUUUCAUGUGAUAUGAAUUAUUGAAGGUGUCAAUCGGAUAAUAUCAAAUAGGCUUCCAACCGACUAAGACACUUGAAGAUUCCUAUUUUCCUGAGAUUCUAUCUCCGCCUUUGUUUUCUCUUAGUAAAGCUCUCUCUCGAGUUUCUUUUCCUGGGAAUUUCCUCUCUAAGAUUGCACAUUAGGAGCUGGAGUGAAGACGGAUAAUCGGAGAGAACGCUGAACUCGCCAAGAUCGCCUUUCGUUCCUUCUUUUUGCCUGCUCUCUGUUUUUUUAAGUGUCGAAUUACCGGUUAUCGAUUUUGCUGAUUAUCGGGCCGCUCUUGACUCGAGCGAUUUAGAUCAUCCAUUAUUGAGCUCAGUUUAUAAUUGAGAAAAUUUUUCAAGUUUUCUGUUUCCGAUAGUUUUAAAGUUUCUCAGAAGGUCUAAAAGAUUUUCCACAAUUUCGCGACAAUUUUUCUGGUCAGAAACCUUCCAAAUGAUGUGCAUGACCUUUCAAUGAGCUAAUUUAUUUAAAGGUUUUUGCUUUUUUCACUCCAUCAAAUGUUCAAAAAACCUUCAUCGUUUUUAAAUUAUUGCAAAAAAAAGAGGCGUGCCUCGGAAGGCCGAAAAUUGCAUUUUCUGGUCGCGAGCGCUUGAAAUGCCGUUAUGCGUGACCCUAGACGCUCCCACUUUGCACGGCUGUUUUGUCGAGUUUUUCUCUUAUUUUUCCAGAAAGAAUAUCUUUUUUAGCCAGUUUAUUUCGAUAGUGAUUAGUUUUCUCGUUGUCCAAAAGGUGAAACUUUUACGCCUCCAGGACUUUUUUUUUUCGAAAUGGCAGUUAAUGAACUCGAAACCGCUUUUUUCACAACUCUUCAGGACGGAUUUGCAUAAGAAACUCGCAGAAACGUUUGCACUUUUCUCAAUUUUCCUCCAUUUUCAGAAGUUUUUCAAAGUUUCGUUUAUGCAGCUUCUUAGAAUCGAGUUUAUUAGUUAUAAGCUGCUGCUUUCGCCUCAAAAAACAUUUUUUAGUGGGAUGAAGAAAAUCGGAUUGCGUGAAUAGGGCGGACUCGGGUUCACACGUAUUUCCGUGACUUUCUCCGCAGAUCGAGUGUCGCUUCAGCUAACUGACGCGCUUUUUUUUGACCAAAAAUACUCCAAUUACUUACUUUUCACUUUUUUGAAACAAAUGAACCUUAGAGUCCUUCGAUUGAAUAUUUUCGGAGAGCAGACCCAAUAUCGAGAUGAAGUUUCAAAUAAAUAACUGAACAAAUUUUCAACUACCGAGCCUAUCUGGAGUAUUUUUCUUUUGGUUUGAAAAACAAGAAAAAUUGUUCAGUUCAUACAUAUUUCAACUUUAAGGCGAAAAAGUCAGGCCAGAAUAUAAUUGAAAAAAUUUCAUAUUUUCCUCACUUUUUUGGGCUCACUUUUCUUCGAACUUUUUGAAAAUACCAGCAAAAGUUUAGAGAAAUUAAUCCAUUAUGGACCACCUAAAAAUUAAUCAAAGAGAAAAGGAUUUUCCAAAAAAGUUCAUCCAUUCCGUGUAAAAUCUUCAUUCCGUGUAAAAUCUUCACUCGAAGUGGUAGCUCUCAUUCCGAGGCUUCCACCUAGAGCACGGUCUCCGGGCUCCAGCUACACCAUCCACUACAUUCUGAGCUCGUCAAGGCGCAACUGGAUGAACUACGCGCAGAAGGACGAGGCGAAGGACCGUAAGACCAUGCUUUCAACUCUUUCGACUACACGUUUGGACUUCUAGUUCGCCAAAGGCGGUUGUUCGUUAUAGCUUUUAAAGUUCUUGUUCACCGCCUAGUCGAUUACAUCAGACUAAAACAACAAAAAAUAAAUGAUUGAUUGAAAAAUGAUUGAUUUGAGUCUUUCUUUCGAGGCGCUGGCUGAUUUUAAAAGUGGGAGGGGCUAGAGCUUCACGUUGGAGCAAUAAAUCCAUCAGGUCGACUCCUCACAUCUGGAUCUCGUUGCAUUCUUAUGUUUUCGUUUAUGAUCCCUCUAAGCUUUACCUAAUUUUUCGUUCUGUGGGAGAAAAAUGUUGCAGAACUCUUCAUUUCAUUCGCCUUAAAAAAGGGUUCAUGGAAAAAUUUUUAAAGGAAAAAAAUUAGUUAAUUAUUUUUAAUGUUUGUAUUCAUAAAUAAGUUUUCUCUUUAUUUUUAACCUUGAGACUUUCUUUUUUUAUCGGUUGAAGUUGAAACAUUGAAGAAUUCGUUUUCCAACUCUUUUCGAUCUCUUCCAAUUAUUGUUGAUAAUUUUGAAGACACAUGUUUUGUAGAGUGCAUAGAUUGUGUGUGAUAUUCUCGAGCCAAUUGCUCCUCGAUUUUGACGAAUCGACUGACAAAUUGUGGCUUUGCGGUCGCCACUUUUUAUUUAUUUAUUUUUUCUCUUGCUUUCUUUAUUUACAGGAAAAAAAGAAAACUGCUGUUCUUGCGGUAUUGAAUAGUUUCCGUCAGCUUUGGCCAAUUUUUAAUUUAUCUUAAAAUAUUAUCAAAAUCUCACUUUUUGAACCAGUAUUUGAAGGUCGCUCAGGUUCUGCGGUUUUAGUUAAGAAAAAUUCAAACUCUAGGAACACACAAGUCGUUUGUGGUCGGGUGCGCCUUCAAAGUAACGACUUGACAGCCGUCACCUGUUGAGCCAUUCCAAAAUAGUUUUCGCGACAAUUCGGCUGCCUGUAAAUUGACCGUACGAUAAUUCCUUCGAUUUUUUUAAAGUUUAAUGUGGAAAAUCUAAACCUAUUUAGUCUUAAACUAAUUAAUCGGGCGAGCAAACUUGAUUCCAUUAAAGUUUGGUGGAAGUGUUUAUUUUUAGAGCGGUUGCUAUUUUGAAGCUGGUCGCCUACAAACAGGUGAAACGAUCGACAAUAUGUCAGCUCUACGUGAUACCUGUGUCACUCAUCCGUCCGAGUCCGACCCAUCACCCACCGCAUAACAACACAACUUUACCUGGUUUACCUUCACACACCUGCUAAUUGAACCUCAUUCUUUCUUUCUUCCUAGUCUUGUGAACUUUGGCAGUUUUUUUAAAAGAGAUUAGACUGAAAUUCAGUAGAUUUUGCUUAGAUUGAUUUCUGCUUUUUUUUGUUAAUCUUUUAAAGUCCGAUCCUAAUCAAAGUAUUUUUUCCCUUUGCACCCCUAGAGACCUGUUUGAAAAAAUUUUUGAAUCUUUUUUGACCAAAAAAUAUUCUGUAUUAAUUCUGUAUUGUCCGUCCACUCACUUCAUUCACUUUUCCACGUUUUUCCUCCAACUAAUCAACCAGUCGCCGCCUCUUUUUAGUGGGGUCCGUGCCUAUUGGUUUCCUUGUCACGUUAUUUGGCGGCGUUCCCCUUGGGACCAGCUCCUAA